UCCCCCCUCCGGUCCCCUCCACCUGCCGUCCGCUCGGGAGAAAGAAGGAAGCCCAAGCCACCCGCCAUCCCGACGGACGCGAGCCUCUUCCGUGCGACACGACGGCUCCGGCAUCCUCGCCGGUGUCGUCUCCGCUGCCUUCCUCCCCUCGGGUGCCCCGAAGCCUCCGAUAUCGGGUUGUCGCAGACAAUUUUUCCCUAAAGAAGGAAACAAUUUCGCCCCAAAGAAAUCCAAAAUCAAGGCAUUUCUUAAAUCAAAACAAAAAAGAGUGCAAGAGAUAACCAAGAGCUACAAGUUGUCACCUUUCUCUCCUGAACCGAUUGGAAUCAGUAAAAUACUACAGAGUAAGCUGCAGCUGGAACGAAGUAGGUGAAUGUUGCCCUUGGUGGAUGACCUAUCAGCAUACUUGGUCAAGUUUGGAGUUCUAUGAAAAUCUAUAUUUCGCCACUUUCCAUCCAGAAUGCCAGGCUUACCUUUGGCGGAACAUUGGCUGCAGUUGCAGCCAUUCUAGGACUGCUGAUCAGAUGUGCCGCCAGCAGUCUCGGGUUCAUUUGACCGCUGAAGAACAAUUUGCAGCUGAAGAAAGCCUUUCGGUUUAUUGUAAACCUGUUGAGCUUUACAAUAUUCUUCAACGACGCGCUAUACAAAAUCCGUUGCUUCUUCAAAGAUGUUUGCAAUACAAGAUAGAGGCAAAGCACAAACGGAGGAUUCAAAUAACUGUAUCACUUUCCGGGAGCAUGAAUGCUGAGGGACAAAAACAAGAUGGGUUACCUCUUUAUGUGUUAUUGGGAAGACCUGUUGCUGAUGUUACAGAGCAUUCUGCGGUAUAUCAACUUAGUCGAGCUUGUAUGAUAACCACCUUCAAUGAAUAUGGGAAGAAAGAUCAAGUAGAAGCCAGUUUUGUUAUUCCUGAGAUUAAGAAGCUAGCAUCAGAUGCUCGAGUUCGAAAUCUCAACAUUAUCCUUGUCAGUAAUGGGGAACCAAAAGGUGCUUCUGGUGAAAAUCAUCUAUCACUGAAUCAUGAGGAACUCACCUCUUUUCCAAAUAUUGAAGGUCAUUGUCUAUGGGGAAAAAUACCAAUUGAUUCACUUUGUUCAUCAUUGGAGAGGUGUGUGACGCUGAGUUUAGGACAUAAGGCUGAGAUGCUUUCGACUGUUAGUAUGCACCCGUGCAGUUUGGAGCCUAAAUUUUUGAACCAGAACAACUGCAUGACCUUUUGUUCUCAUAAUGCGGAUCCUAUGAAUUCAUAUCAAGUGCAAGUGAGUAUAUGUGCACAAGAGAUUGGAGCAAGAGAGAGGUCUCCUUAUAAUUCUUACUCAUACAAUGAUGUUCCAACAUCAUCAUUACCUCAUAUUAUCCGAUUGAGAACGGGAAAUGUCCUCUUUAACUAUAGAUACUACAACAACACACUGCAAAAAACAGAAGUAACUGAAGACUUCUCCUGUCCAUUUUGCCUGGUGCGAUGCGCAAGCUUUAAGGGUUUAAGAUAUCACUUGACUUCCUCACAUGACCUAUUCAAUUUUGAGUUCUGGGUAACUGAAGAGUACCAAGCUGUGCAUGUCUCUGUGAGGACUGACAUAUGGGGAUCUGAGGUUGUAUCUGAUGGAGUGGAUCCAAGGUUGCAAACCUUUUUUUACUGCUCAAAGUUUAAGAGGCAUAUAAGAUCAAAAAAUCUUGUUCAGAGUGCAUGUCAUGUGCAUCCACAUGUUUUGGAGUCGCAAUCACCAGAAGCAGCCCAAGAAGGUUCUCAUGAAGAUUAUCUGCAGAAAGAAAAUGGCACAUGUUCCUCUUACAGGCUCCUUGCCUACCCAACAGAUGCUGCACUUCUGAAUGAUAAUGGCUCUUACAAAGAAGAAAAGCUUCAGAAACUAUCAUUCAGUGAAACCCAUUUGAUGUCUGCAAGGCAUAAAUCUGAAAGCUUUGGUUCCGAGAAUCAUUAUGCUGCAGAGUGUAUAGAACCUGGCUCAUCUAGCCCUGAUACUAUAGGCAUUUGCGCUGCUUCAGCUCAAGCUUCUAUCAGUAAUGAUUGUGCUCAGCGUGGAUCUGGAAGCAAUCUUGCACCUCCAACUGUGUUGCAAUUUGCGAAGACCCGGAAAUUAUCUGUUGAACGAACUGAUCCCAGAAACAGCCAAGCACUGCUACAAAAACGCCAGUUUUUUCACUCUCACAGAGCUCAGCCAAUGGUGGCGGAGCAAGUAAUUUCAGAUCGGGACAGUGAGGAUGAAGUUGAUGAUGCCAUUGCUGAUUUUGAAGAUAGAAGGAUGCUUGAUGAUUUUGUGGAUGUGACAAAGGACGAGAAGCAAAUUAUGCAUAUGUGGAAUUCAUUUGUCAGGAAACAAAGGGUGCUAGCAGAUGGGCACAUUCCUUGGGCAUGUCAAGCGUUCUCCCGGCUUCAUGGACAAGUACUUGUGCGGUCUCCUGCUUUGCUAUGUGUCGCAUGUCGAUUAUCCACCUCACUUGCUCCCAUUGUCAAGACAACUUGCCAGGGUAGACUGGAAUCCAAAUUAACCAAGUCAUUAAUACGUGGAGGCAUUUCAUCAGAAGGUUCUCUCUUUACUUGCUUCAGAUGAUGUCGUGCUGGUUGGAGUUAUAUCGGGAAGCCACUUUAUCUGAUAUUGAGAACGUCUUGGAGGAUUGUGUUGUUGCUUCAUUUGAAUGGAUGAAUAUUAUGUAUCCAUCUGCACAUAUUUAUCAUUCUUUUCAUUUCUUUAUAAAAUAGUUGGAAGGCGUGCAAUGUUAUGACA
Molecule: messenger RNA, 2744 nt
Organism: Phoenix dactylifera (date palm)
Lineage: Eukaryota; Viridiplantae; Streptophyta; Magnoliopsida; Arecales; Arecaceae
Source: RefSeq, a predicted model, not a curated record